Molecule: messenger RNA, 873 nt
Organism: Akanthomyces muscarius
Lineage: Eukaryota; Fungi; Ascomycota; Sordariomycetes; Hypocreales; Cordycipitaceae
Exons: 2
Coding region: 1-873 (290 amino acids)
Biological process (GO): proteolysis
Molecular function (GO): glutamic-type endopeptidase activity
Source: RefSeq, a predicted model, not a curated record
AUGGGAAGGUCGCCCAUUAGCUUGUUCACUGGCGGUUAUCCACUGGCGGGGCUGAGUAGAAAGCCCAGUGCCGGAGCAGGUCUACGCCAGACUAAGACGAGGCCGACGACGCGGCGAGUGUCGACCACGAAGCCUCAAAUUCUGGCUUCACACGUUGUGAGCGGGCUGUGGCUUGCCGACCUACCCGUCGAGCUGCCGUUUUUGAUAUACGCGUCGUUUUUGAUUCGUGGCUCUCUGCCCCGCGGCAGCCUUAGGAGUCGCCAGUCCGGCUCCGUCUCGCCCUGGGCCGGCUCCGUGCAGGAAGGCAGCGGCUGGACCUUUGUGACGGGCACCUCGGUGGUGCCGUCGGUGUACAACCAGGGCAACGCCGGCGCGGCGACGUGGGUGGGCAUCGACGGCGAGAACUGCGGCAAUGCCAUCAUCCAGACGGGUUUCACCAACUGGGGCGACGGCGCGGUCGAGACGUGGUACGAGUGGUGGCCCAAACCGAGCUACACGUACAGCGGCGUCAGCGCCAGGGCCGGCGACACGAUCCGCAUGAGCGUCUGGGCUUACGGCACCCGCAACGGCAAGGUGCUGCUGGAGAACCUGACCAGCGGCCAGUAUGACUAUCGGACGUUCAGCAACAUGAAUGCGCAGCUGUGCCUGACUGAUGCCGAGUGGAUCGUCGAGCAGUUUACCGACACGAGCAGCGGCAACCACGUCUACCUGGCCGACUUUGGCACGAUUGACAUUACAAGCACCCAGGCUAAAGGAAACCGCGGGACUGUCGGUGCGGAUGGUGGCAACAUUGUCGAGAUUUACGAUGGGAAUGAGCAAAUGACCAGCUGCGGCACCAACCAGUACGGUGUUGAGUGCCGCCACAUUGGCUGA